AUGCGAGAGAAAAAGGCGACGGAAAAGGCGAUUGAUAAACGGUUAACGUUAUUGAGGUUUCUCGCCACGAUCUGUGUGGUUGAGAGUGAUGUUGAUGACAGAGAGGGGUUUGCUAGGCGGUUUACACCCACGAUGUCAAGUAUCUCCAUGAGGGAACCACUCUCGCUUCGUGAUGGAACGGUUGGGAAGAGAUUGAAAUUCUAUUUAAACCCUAAUCUAUGGGUAAUUACUCCCAAAUCUCACCCAAUUUCUCAUCUAGCGACACUGCUAUACUUUUUCUGGAAAUUUUUCAUCACUCUUAAAUCAAUGGCGGAUGGUAUUCGACGAGCGAUGCAAGAUAUUGAUUUGGGGGCUUCUGAAGCACCAGUGGUGAUGCCCAUGGAGAUGGUGCGUCAAGCGGCGGAAGAGAAUCGGUUCAUCAUUGUGGGCCGACCAGUCAUGCCUCGUAAGCAAAACCUAAGGGCAAUUGUAGCUUCCAUGCCUCGGAGUUGGGGACUUGAAGGAAUUGUUCGAGGCAGAAUCACUGAAGGAAGACGCUUUCAGUUCGUCUUCCCGUCGGAGGAAGCAAUGGAAACUGUUUUCAGAAGAGGACCGUGGGCGUAUGCAGAGAGAAUGCUGGUUCUCCAAAGGUGGACACCUCUCAUGGAUAUGGGAAUGAUGGAUUACAUACCAUUCUGGGUCCAAAUCAGAGGCAUACCAUUGCAGUUUAUGAAUCGGGAAGUCAUCCUCUACAUUGCUCGAAUAAUGGGCCAGUAUACUCAGAUGGAGUAUAAUGAGGAAACAGGAGGACGGUUGGAGUUUGUUAGGGUUCGUUUGAACUGGAACAUCAAUCACCCUUUGCAGUUCCAGCGAAAUUUCCAAUUUGUUCCUGGUGAGAAUACCCUGCUAUGCUUCCAAUAUGAGCGGCUUCGUGGCUUCUGUGAAGUAUGUGGUUUCAUCAAGCAUGACACUGGUGCUUGUGUCAUCAACAAUGGAGGUGUUGCGCCAGAUGCAGGGGAUGAUGAUAGUGGUGAUGAUCAAGAUGAUGUUGAACGUGUCCCUAAUCAUGGUGUCAUCAUCGAGGAGAUCAAUGAGGAGGCUACUGGACAGGAGGAUGAGCCUAUUGGACAGGAAGAGGAGGCACCAACAGAUCCAGUCCAGGAAGAGCAGAUAAAAGCUAUGGAGGCUGAAGCAGAUGAUGAAGAACUUUGGAGUGGUCCAUACAAGACAACAAUGUUCUCGGAGGAACACACUGCUGAUGAGAUGUAUUCCAUUGAUCCUUUUGGUCUCCGUGCUGCAGCAGAGCAAGAAAGGGAGGAUUCUGGUAUCGGAAUGAAACGCAAAGUAUGGAUGGAAGAAGCUGAUGGUAACAAAUCAAAGUUCACCAAAAGAGAGAAGGAAGAAAGCAGUGGUACUGGUGGCAGAAGACUUAAUUAG
Messenger RNA from Brassica oleracea var. oleracea, 1416 nucleotides. RefSeq lists its product as uncharacterized. Lineage: Eukaryota; Viridiplantae; Streptophyta; Magnoliopsida; Brassicales; Brassicaceae. The transcript has 2 exons. Bases 1 to 1416 code for a protein of 471 amino acids. The record is from RefSeq and is a predicted model, not a curated record.